Messenger RNA from Bipolaris sorokiniana ND90Pr, 1021 nucleotides. RefSeq lists its product as uncharacterized. The transcript has a single exon. Bases 31 to 807 code for a protein of 258 amino acids. The record is from RefSeq and is a predicted model, not a curated record. Lineage: Eukaryota; Fungi; Ascomycota; Dothideomycetes; Pleosporales; Pleosporaceae. Gene Ontology annotation, molecular function: oxidoreductase activity.
UUACAUCUGCAAUACACAUACUUUGCAGUAAUGUCUCUCAAAUACAACAAGGUCCUUGUAAUUGGCGCGACCUCGGGUAUCGGGCGAGCGCUGGCGGAGCGGAUUGUACAAGAUGGCAAACAAGUGAUCAUCGUGGGUCGGCGACAAGACAAGCUGAACGAGUUCAAGAAGAAGCACGGUAGCGACAAGGUCGACAGUUUUGUCUUGGAUAUUACGAAACUGGACGAGAUCCCCAAGUUUUUCAGGGACGUGAUAAGCAAGCACCCAGAUCUCGACUGCGUGUUCCUCAACUCCGGUAUCCAGCGCGGCUUCGACUUCUCCAAGCCCGAGACAAUUGAUCUCGACGUGUUGGAAAUGGAGUUUCGAACAAACUACAUCUCUUAUAUGCAUCUUACCACAGCCUUUAUACCGUUUUUGCAGAGACAGAACAAGGAGACGUCGCUCGUGUACACGACGUCUGGAUUAGCGCUCAUGCCACUCCCGCGUUGUCCGAACUACUGUGCUUCCAAGGCGGCGCUGCAUCACAUGAUUCUCGCUCUGCGACACCAGUUAGCUAACGGGCCCGGAAACAUCAAGGUGAUUGAGAUCUUUCCGCCAGCUGUGCAGACGGAACUGCACGACGAGAAGCAUCAGCCGGAUAUCAAGGAUGGAGGGAACAUUGGCAUGCCGCUGAGCGAGUUUACCGACGAGGCAUGGAAGGGACUGGUUGAGGGCAAGGAGCAGAUUCCAGUGGGAUUCACAGUCAAGGCCUUUGACGCGUUUGAGAAUAAGAGACAGGAGCUGUGGAAGCAAGUGUUCCUGUCGUAGUUUGGGAUUGAGUGGGCGACGGGCGCGGACGAGAGACGGGCGGGGGGCUUGGCGGGGUAGGGAGACAUUCUCAAGCCACAGUUGCAGGAGACCCUGGACUUUAGUCUAUACGCAGUCAAUACUAUGGCUUCGCGGAAGAGAAGCAAUGACACGACAACUUCAAUCUAUAGAAAUACAUGCACAGUUGGUCGUACGGACGUGGCUUCUAUUGCGC